Messenger RNA from Paraphaeosphaeria sporulosa, 986 nucleotides. RefSeq names its product NAD(P)-binding protein. Lineage: Eukaryota; Fungi; Ascomycota; Dothideomycetes; Pleosporales; Didymosphaeriaceae. Bases 186 to 986 code for a protein of 266 amino acids. The record is from RefSeq and is a predicted model, not a curated record. The transcript has a single exon. Gene Ontology annotation, molecular function: oxidoreductase activity. Gene Ontology annotation, cellular component: membrane.
CCUGUGGCGCGUGCCUGUGUUCUGCCGUGCCAGAUGAGGAAGAUAGACGUCCUGCGAAGCCGUGUGUAUCUUCCAGCGAAUCCGUGACGAAAAGCCAAAGCUUUCCUUGCGAGAUUCUGAGAUACCAUCGUUGUACACGUGCUAUACCUCAUCAUUCUCACAUCUUGUUACUCACAAAACCAAAGAUGAAAGACAUCGCCUCAAAAACGGCCUUGAUCACGGGCGGCGGCACUGGCAUCGGCCUUGCGCUUGCCCUCCAACUCGCUGCAGAAGGAGCCAACAUUAUCAUUUCAUCCACGAGCAAGGAGCGACUCGCGGCAGGAGCGCAAAAGAUCCGCGAAGCAUGUCCAAAUGUCAAAGUUCUCGACAUCGUGUGCGACGUAUCGGACCGGCAAUCUAUCAAACAACUAAAAGAUGAGAUUACCAAAGCGGGUCUGCAGGUCGAUAUACUGGUUUGCAAUGCUGGUGUCACUACAAGCGGAGAUUACCACUUGCAUCGCGAAGAAGACUGGGACUGGGUAUAUGGAGUAGUGCUGAAUGGAACUACGUAUUGCAUUCAGGCAUUCUAUCCAGAUAUGGUGGCUCGCGGCUCAGGACACAUCGUGAUCAAUGGGUCUCAGGCGGGCAUGGUCCCGAAUUGGGUUUCCUUGCAUGGUCCGUAUACAUCCGCGAAGGCAGCUGUGCAUGCAUUGGGAGCAGCUAUGCGCCCCGAAGCGGCCACUCAUGGUGUCGGAGUAACAACCGUUGUUAUUGCGGGUACGCAAACCGAGAUCAUGAAGAGCGAACGGAGUCGGCCGGAACGGUUCGGUGAGCCUCUGAAUGUCAAGGUGGAGAGGAGGGCGGCUAGGAGAGUGCCUCCAAGUGAGGUUGCGGAGAAGAUAGUUACGGGUAUCAAGGAAGACCGGGGAUGGGUGGCUACACAUCCCGAUCUGAAGGACAGGACUAAGCAGUAUUUUGACGAGAUUCUGGCAGCUUAUGAUCAGUAG